This is a messenger RNA of Cyclopterus lumpus (lumpfish), 2485 nucleotides long. RefSeq lists its product as uncharacterized. Bases 128 to 1729 code for a protein of 533 amino acids. Gene Ontology annotation, molecular function: GTP binding. NCBI's taxonomy places the organism in Eukaryota, Metazoa, Chordata, Actinopteri, Perciformes, Cyclopteridae. The transcript is spliced from 3 exons. The record is from RefSeq and is a predicted model, not a curated record.
AGAGCCCCGCCCCUCUGGUAUAUAAACUCUCUGCUCCUCUUCUUCCUCCAACUCCUCAUCACCAGAGACCAACAACUCAGAGAAAUCCUGAAGAGCUCAAUCCUCAAACCCCCGUGAAGCAGUUACCAUGGCAACGAGUAACGCAUCAUCCAAAUAUAACUACAUCAGCUGCAAAAAACUGAUCAAGGACGGAUCUCCUGCUGUCUGGCAGCUGAAGCCAAAGAAAAAUGAAAUUGGAAAUCUGACAAAAAUGACUCUUGGUGAAAAGAAUCCAAAUAAGAAAAACAAAACCAUCUUGCUCGUUGGUGAAACAGGAACCGGAAAAUCUACUCUGAUCAACACUCUGGUCAACUACACCAUCGGAGUGAAGUGGGAGGACGAUGUCUGGUUUCAGAUCGUAGAAGACGAGAAGAAAGAACAAUUCGAGAGUCAGACAUCCGAUGUGAUCGUGUACGAGAUCUUUGGCUUUGAAGGUAGCGUUCUGCCUUUCUCCCUGACCAUCAUCGAUACUCCUGGAUUCGGAGACACCAAAGGGCUUGAAAUGGAUGAAGCAAUCAAUAAAAGACUGUUUGACUUGUUCUGCUCAGAAGAUGGAGUUCAUGAGAUCGAUGCGGUGGGUCUGGUGCUGAAAGCAGGCUUGAAUCGACUGAGUGACCGUCUGUCGUACAUAUUUAACUCAGUGGUGUCUCUGUUUGGAAAAGACCUGGAGAGGAACAUCGUCGCCCUCAUCACCCACUCACCUGGAGGGACACCUACAAAUGCUCUGAAAGCCCUCGAGGCUGCAAACAUCAAGUGUGCCAGAAAUGAAAAAGGACAGCCGGUUCACUUCCUGUUCAAUAACAGCCAAAACGACACAAGGGAAGACGACACAGAUGACCUUGAAUAUUCAUACACAAAAGCUAUGAAGGGAAUGCAUCAGUUCACAGCCUUUCUGAAAAAAACUGCACCUCAAAACCUGGAGAAAACCAUGAGUGUUCAUAAAGAGCAAAUCAGACUGGAAGCCUGCAUCCACAACCUGAAAGACAGAAUUGAGUCCAUUCCACAUAAACUGAAGGAAAUCCAGCAGAUUCAGGAAGGUCUGAUGAAAAAUGAACAAGAGAUGAAGAACAACAAAGAGUUCACUGUAGAAUAUGAUGAGCACUACAAAGAUAAAGAAAGUGUGUACAGUAGAACGUGGGGGUGGGGUAUGUUCUUUGAAGGAGCCGUCAGCUGCACAGUCUGUGAGGAGACCUGUCACUUCCCUGGAUGCACAACGGCCAAGAAGCCCUACUGGUGUGAGGUCAUGAAGGGCAACUACUGCACUGUUUGUACCGGGAAGUGCAUCUACGAACACCACGUGAAAGAAAACUGGAGGUAUGUGAACAAGACAAGGAGGGUUAAAAAAAACCUUCAAUCCGUGAAAGAUAAAUAUGAGAAGAAUAGAACAGAGACGGAGAAGAAGAUGGGCAUCCUGGAAAUUUUUCAAAAACAGAAUGAAACCCUUGAAGCAAACAAAACCCAUUGGCUGAAUGGGGCCUACGAGUGUUUCAUCAAACUGGAGCAGAUCGCCUUAAAUGUGGUUUCAGUGUCCACUUACGACCACCUGAAGUUCCUGAUUGGGGAGCUGGAGAAGAAGAAGGAAGGCGAGAAGGUCAAGAAGCUGAAAGAGAUGUCACUUAAGAAAGCUGAAGGGUUCCUGGCCGGGCUUCAGUACUCCAAAACGAUCAAGGGAAAGAACCAGAAGGUCUAGACUGACGGACGAGCUGGUGCUCGAGAUGCUCCUACAGAUGCCAAUGAAACUAAACGUGUGUUUGUCAUUUUGAAGUUUAUUAUUCAUUUAUCUCUCGUUAAACAUUAGUUCAUACACACAUCUGAUCAUUAUUUUAUCAUUUUUAGGACUUGAAUCAGCUUUUAGGGAUUAAUUGUUGGUGCAACCAACUCCACAGCAAAUCUGCUGCAUAGCGUUAUGAAUUUAAGUUGUUUUGAAGACGUAUUUCAUCUUCCUGUAUUUAUGCUGUUGACGUCUGCGAGGGAAGCAGGAUUGUUUUCCCUUAAAAGGGGCGUGGUCACGUAUACGAAUGUCAGGUGUCCUGGAUUCACCUGUACAUCAUGCAGCAAGUGAAGUGAAUAUGAAGAUCCAUGUGAUCAAUGUGUUUGUGCCCAUUCUUCUUUUUGAGCAGUUAUUAAUCAUCAGUUUAUAAAAACGCAUGUAUAAAACUAUAUCAUCUGUAUUAAUGCAAAUGUACGAUUAUGAACAUAUUAUCUCUUGUAGUCUCCAGGUGGGAGAAGUGUCGCUUGAUUAGUUUAAAAUGUGUAUUUUCCAUCAGUCUUUGUUUGAUUCUGGUGGUAAAAAGUUAAUGUCAGUUUUAUGAGUCAAGCAGAUUUAAAUCAGAUGUGUUACUUUAUGAUUCAAACAGGUUUGAAUCCAAAUGAAAUCAUGUCCAUCUUUUGUAAAUCAUCUUUCUUCAAUAAACACGUUGUUUUUGUUACAAAAGGUGUUUCUUUA